Molecule: messenger RNA, 1678 nt
Organism: Mycetomoellerius zeteki
Lineage: Eukaryota; Metazoa; Arthropoda; Insecta; Hymenoptera; Formicidae
Exons: 3
Coding region: 45-1379 (444 amino acids)
Source: RefSeq, a predicted model, not a curated record
UGGUCGUUCUCAGGCUUCUCUCUGGGUUUAUAUUUAUAUUCAAAAUGUCAUAUUUGCAAAAAUGUAUUUUGUUUUUUGAACAUAUUAUUUUGACUAGAAAUAGAAGAAAUAUUCUUUCUUUGAAAAUUAUGCGAAAAAAAAUGUGGGACAAGAUUCGACAAUUGCGCAGAAUGCAGGAAAUAAUGUUUAUGGAGUAUGUGAGGAUGUUUCCUAUGCCUAACAUGUUGGAAAUGUAUUUUAAUAUGAUACACGUUGAAAAAAGCAUAUGGAUGAAGCCGAGAAGCAAUUAUUUUUGGCAUAAAGUAGUACUAUGUACAUAUACAGAUUCAGACUGGAUAGAGAAUUUCCGAAUGUCUAAAAAAACUUUCAAUGAUUUGUGCUUUUUAUUGCGACCUGCUUUGGAACCUAAGCCUCUUCUGUUAAAAUCAAGAGAACCUUUAUCAGUCGAAAAGCAAGUCGCUGUCGCUUUAUAUAAAUUAGCAAAUUAUGCAGAAUACAGUGUCGUGGGCAACAUAUUUGGAAUUCAUAAAUCUACAGUAAAAAAAUGUUUUUUUCGAGUUGUCAAUGCUGUAAAUAAUUUGAUGAUGAAAGAUUAUCUCCAAAUGCCAGAUACAUACGAAGCUUCAGAAAUAGCAAUGAAUUUUGAAAUAACAUCGCACAUUCCACAAAUUAUUGGAUGUAUCGACGAUACGCACAUACCUAUAUUGGCUCCUUCAGAAAGCUAUCAAGAUUUUGCUAAUUGUAACGAUUGGCCUUCAUAUGUUUUACAAGCAGUGAUUGAUGAUAAAUGCAGAUUGAGAAAUAUUUGUGUUUACCAUCCUGGGAGUAUCCAUGAUGCUACUGUAUUAAAAGAUUCAAGUUUGUAUAGAAAUUUAAAAAAUAUUAUUCCACAGGGUACAAGAAAUAUUAAUGAUUUAGAGAUACCUUACUUUAUUGUUGGUGACUCUGCAUAUCCACUGUUGCCAUGGUUAUUAAAAGGCUACUCCGGUACUGUAACAAUUGAACAAGAAUUUUUUAAUGUACAUUUAAAUUCUGCAAGAGUUUAUGUAAAAAUGGCAUUUAGCCAUCUGAAGGCACGUUGGAAAAUACUCCUAAAAAGAAUUAAUACAAAUCAUGUAUUCGUUCCAAAUAUUAUAAGUUGUUGUUGUAUUUUACAAAAUUUUUUGGAAUCUAAGAACGAAGAAUUUUUUCAACAAUGGCUGAAUGAUGUGCUCGAAGCUGAAAUAAUGUAUCCACAACCUGUAAAUGUUAUUAAUCAAGAAUGUGAUGACAUCUCUGGGUCAACUAUUCGAAAACAUUUAACAGAUUAUUUAUGUAAUAUUCCGUUAUGUGAAAUUCCGUUGCAUGCAAGUGUUUUAAGAGAUGAUAUUGUACAAUAAUUCACGAUAUUCAAGAUAAGAUAAAAAGAUUUUUAGGUAAGAAACUUAUGGCUUGGGUAUCCCCCCGUCUUCAUGAAGGGAACUCCAGGAUCCUUUUGCCUUUUGAGGCCUUGCGCUCUUGAUACUUCCUUCUUCGGAAAGGGGGAAGGGAAUUCAAUUUUGGCUUUACCGCGGUACCUCUGCUCCCAAUCCUCGCUUCGGCAUUCGCUCUCCGUCUCGCGGAAAAAUAUAUGACAUUAAAUUAAUCGAUUCGUUUACAAAUUUAUAAAGUGAUUAAAAUCUUUUUGUUAAAAUCUUUU